Molecule: messenger RNA, 1481 nt
Organism: Hevea brasiliensis (rubber tree)
Lineage: Eukaryota; Viridiplantae; Streptophyta; Magnoliopsida; Malpighiales; Euphorbiaceae
Product: E3 ubiquitin-protein ligase AIRP2
Exons: 5
Coding region: 640-1335 (231 amino acids)
Biological process (GO): protein ubiquitination
Cellular component (GO): cytosol
Molecular function (GO): ubiquitin protein ligase activity
Source: RefSeq, a predicted model, not a curated record
CUUUUCGUCUCUCUUCACACCCGGCCCCCCCUCUCUCUUUUCGUUUAAAAAAAAAUUCUGUUUACUAUUGCUUUUUAUAUUGAAUAUCUGUUUCUGGGUUUUAAUCAAUAUCAAAUUUUCAAUGAUGAUCUUUGAGAUUUUGAGUUGUAGUUUUGAUCUUCUUGCUUCGGUGAAGUAUCAUGUUACUGUGCAUUGUUUUGUGACUUUUCACGCUUGCUGUUGCACACAGUAAAUCACAUAGCACUGAUUUUGAUAUUUUCGAAUACCAGAUAUGAUUGGAAGUAUCUGGUGUGCAAUCAUAUCUGGUGUGCUGGAAGUUUUCAUUUCUUGCAUGGGCAUUAAUGUUACUUCAGUUCUAGGCGGCUUUACUGAAUGGUUCAGUGAAUAAAAAAACUUCAAUUUUUUUUUUUCUGAAAUUUUCAAUAUCUAGUAUUCACGAUUUGAAGUUAAUUCUCUGAUAAUUUUUGUAGCAAGGAUUUGGGUUUGCUUUGGUUAUGUAUGAUCCAUCAAAUAUUUGCAUCUUAUUCCCCCCAAAAAAAAGCACAUAUAGAGAAAGCUGUUAGAUUUUGCUAGAAAGCACUGAAUUUAAGGUGAUUGAGCUGAAAAUCGGAGGAUGAACAGACAAUAAAAGGACCAAGCAUGUGGUUUGUCUCUUGGCAGUCCUGCGAAAGAACGGCUUCCGAUUAUCGUAGGGAAUAUAAUGGUGCCUGCCUCCAGAUGAGAUUAUCCUACAGUCCUGCUGCUCAGUUUUUUCUCUUUCUUGUUCAGUGGACUGAUUGUCACCUUGCCGGUGCCUUGGGGCUGCUUAGAAUUCUCAUUUACAAGGCUUAUGAGGAUGGAAAGACAACCAUUUCUAUUCAUGAAAGAAAAGCUAGUAUAAGAGAGUUCUAUGGUGUUAUAUUUCCCUCUUUAUUGCAACUUCAUAGAGGAAUCAAUGAUGUAGAAGAGAGGAAACAGAAAGAGAUUUGUGCCAAUUACCGGAAGGAAGAAAAGAUGGACCGAGGAAAGCUCUCUGAAAUUGAUCUGGAGAGAGAAGAAGAAUGUGGAAUUUGCAUGGAGAUGAACACCAAGGUUGUGUUGCCCAAAUGCGGUCAUUCAAUGUGUAUGAAGUGCUAUCGAAAUUGGCGUGCACGGUCACAGUCUUGUCCUUUCUGCCGGGACAGUCUUAAGAGAGUUAAAUCGGGUGACCUCUGGAUCUGUAUCAGCAAAAAUGAGAUUGUUGACUUGUCAACAAUUACUGGGGAAAAUUUGAAGAGAUUGUUUAUGUACAUUGACAGGUUGCCUCUCAUUGCUCCAGACCAAAUAUAUGCCUCCUAUGGUCCCCAAUAUCGGUGAGCACUUUCUUACAGGACUGACAAUUUUUGUAAAUACUAGUUGAUUGUUUAUGAUGAUUGACAUUGUUUUUCCUUCCUCAAGAAGACAUUUUAGAAUUGUAAAUACAUAUUCAUGAUUCCAUGAAUUAUUCAUUCAGUUAGAUUUCA